Molecule: messenger RNA, 1633 nt
Organism: Perognathus longimembris pacificus (Pacific pocket mouse)
Lineage: Eukaryota; Metazoa; Chordata; Mammalia; Rodentia; Heteromyidae
Gene: Card9
Product: caspase recruitment domain family member 9
Biological process (GO): regulation of apoptotic process; positive regulation of canonical NF-kappaB signal transduction
Source: RefSeq, a predicted model, not a curated record
GCCCCGGCCGGCAGCCGUGGAGGGCAUGUCGGACUACGAGAACGACGACGCGUGCUGGGGCGCCCUGGAGAGCUUCCGCGUGAAGCUGGUCUCCGUCAUCGACCCCUCGCGCAUCACGCCCUACCUGCGCCAGUGCAAGGUGCUCAACCCCGACGACGAGGAGCAGGUGCUCAGCGACCCCAACCUGGUCAUCCGCAAGCGGAAAGUCGGCGCGCUCUUGGACAUCCUGCAGCGCACGGGCCACAAGGGCUAUGUGGCCUUCCUCGAGAGCCUGGAGCUCUACUACCCGCAGCUGUACAAGAAGGUCACGGGCAAGGAGCCGGCGCGCGUCUUCUCCAUGAUCAUCGAUGCGUCGGGGGAGUCGGGCCUGACGCAGCUGCUGAUGACGGAGGUCAUGAAGCUGCAGAAGAAGGUGCAGGACCUGACGGCCGUGCUGAGCUCCAAGGAUGACUUCAUCCGGGAGCUGCGCGUGAAGGACAGCCUGCUGCGCACGCACCAGGAGCGCGUGCGGCGGCUCAAGGAGGAGUGCGAGGCGGGCGGCCGCGAGCUCAAGCGCUGCAAGGACGAGAACUACGACCUGGCCAUGCGCCUGGCCCGGGUCAGCGAGGAGAAGGGCGCCGCCCUCACGCGGAACCGAGACCUGCAGCUGGAGGUGGACCGGCUCCGGCACAGCCUCAUGAAGGCCGAGGACGACUGCAAGGUGGAGCGCAAGCACACGCUGAAGCUCAGGCACGCCAUGGAGCAGCGGCCCAGCCAGGAGCUGCUGUGGGAGCUGCAGCAGGAGAACGGCCUGCUGCAGGCGCGGGUGCAGGAGCUGGAGGCCUCGGCGCAGAAGGGGCGACUGGACAGGAGCAGCCCCUACAUCCAGGUCCUGGAGGAAGACUGGCGCCAGGCGCUGCGGGACCACCAGGAGCAGACCAACACCAUCUUCUCCCUACGCAAGGACCUCCGCCAGGCCGAGGCCCUCCGCACCCGGUGCGUGGAGGAGAGGGAGAUGUUUGAGCUGCAGUGCCUGGCCUUGCGGAAGGACUCCAGAAUGUACAAGGACCGCAUCGAGGCCAUCCUGCAACAGAUGGAGGAGGUGGCCAUCGAGAGGGACCAGGCCAUGGCCUGCCGCGAGGAGCUGCACGCGCAGUGUGCCCGGAGCCUGCUGGAGAAGGACGAGCUGCGCAAGCGCGUCCGGGAGCUGGGGGAGAAGGCGGACGAGCUCCAGCUGCAGCUGUUCCAGUGCGAGGGCCGGCUGCUGGCCGCCGAGGCCAGGCUGCGGCGGCAGCAGCUCGACGUGCUGGUCCUGAGUUCCGACCUGGAGGACAGCUCCCCCCGCAACUCCCGGGAGCUCUCUCUGCCUCAGGACCUGGAGGACACCCAACUCUCAGACAAAGGCAGCCUGGUGGACCCGGGGAGCCCCUCGCAGCCCCUCGCGGCUCUGCAGAAGGAGCAGCCCUCCCGGAACCCCCAGGACGCGGGCCCGGGCGGCGGCGAGCCCCAGAAGGAGCGGCGGCGGCUCAAGGAGAGCUUCGAGAACUACCGCAGGAAGCGGGCGCUCCGCAAGGCGCAGAACGGCUGGCGGCAGGGCGAGGAGGAGCGCGGCAACACCACGGGCAGCGACAACACGGACACGGAGGGCCCCUAG